AUGCACGUAUUCGUACACACGCUCGCCGUUACCGCCGCCUUUUCUGCGUCGUUCGUGCCCAUGCUCGCAGCACCGAUAAUCUCCAUCGGCCGUCGUCAAGACAUCCCUACGUUCUCAAGCAGUUUGUCGGACUUCUCUGAUGAGCUUCUACAAGCCAUCACAGCCGUAGACGCCUCCACCGGUCUCGCGUUGCAAGACCCGAAUUCGCUUCCAACAGUCGGCACCGCCCUGCGCCAGCUCGACGUCGUCUUUGCAGGCGUGCUGAAUGGCACGACGAACGCCACAGCCAAUCAAGUUCAAGCUGAUGCAGCGAUCGCGAGCGCGGUGGCGGGCACGAACAACACCGCGCUGACGAACGCGACGAGCACUGGGGAGUUGGCUGUUGGCGCGGCUAGCCAAGAGGAGCUGCAGGUCAUUCAUGAUGCCGCUGCCGCCGCAUUGAAGAACGUCACCGCAAACGUGACGGACACGGUGUCGCAAGCCUUCCUCUCCGCUGCCUCCAGCGUGCUGAACGCGCAGGCAACGGCUACGGCUGCAGCGAGCCGAUGA
Messenger RNA from Peniophora sp. CBMAI 1063, 549 nucleotides. The record is from the annotation of a GenBank genome assembly. Lineage: Eukaryota; Fungi; Basidiomycota; Agaricomycetes; Russulales; Peniophoraceae.